AUGUCGCCCGGCUCGUCUCCCGCGACUUCGCCGCCUGCCGCUCUUCCGUCUCCGUCUGCGAACGUGGCGCACCCCGCCCUCCCUCCGCUGAUUACCUCGCCGCCCGCUCGCAGGACUAACCUACCGCGCCCGAUGUCGCACGCCUCCAAGAACCGCUUGUCGCAGUACUCGACAACGAGCUCCAUCCUCUCGAGGUCGCGCCCGCCCUCGCAUCUCUUUCCACUCUAUCCUUCGAGCCUGCCCUACACGCUCGUGCGGGACUUCGCUUACCCUUCGUCUCAUCCUCUGCACUAUGGCCCGCCGUCGGAGCCCUCGCGGCCCCCCUCAGGCAUGACCACUCCGGCGAGCGAGCAGCAAAGUUUCUCGGACUUCCCCGCAUGGGAUACCAGGACAGGAUGGGAUAGCCAGUCGUGGAGCAGCAACUUCUCCAACAGGCCUGCCGACCUGCCUUCGAUUCAGUUUGCCGACGGCCCACCAUGGAGCGAGGAUGACGACCUCCAAAGUCCCGUCGUAAGCUCGAGGCACAGAAAGCACAAGAGCUCCGGCUCUCUUGUGAAGGGCGGCUCUCUCGUCAAGGGCCGAGGUAGCCGCGAGGCACAGGCAGCCUCGCAGACUUAUGAUGAGGACAGGGGGUACUACGUCGGCACCAAUGGCGACGGCAGUGAGCGGUACUAUGUCAACCAAGGCAACGAGGCCAAUGGGCCGGGCGGCGAGUACGUCACAUAUCCCGGCGAUGAAGCACGACACGGCAACAACGGGUACCAGCUGGCGAGCCAGCAGCCGCGCCAAUUUGGCGAAGCGGGCGAGUUUGGCUCUGACGAUUCGAGCGCAUGCUCAUCACCGGGCUACCACAACACGGACGAGUCCCGCUAUUCACGUGAUUACCAAUUCACUAUCACGUCGCCCGACGAAGAAAUGCACGGAAAGGCCGUCGCGCUCUUUGACUUUGAGCGGGAGAACGAGAGCGAGCUGCCGCUCGUCGAAGGCCAGAUCAUCUGGGUCUCAUACCGGUACGGGCAAGGCUGGCUGGUGGCCGAGGAUCCCAAGACACAAGAGAGCGGGCUCGUGCCCGAAGAAUACGUCCGCCUGCUGCGCGAUAUCGAAGGCGGCAUGACCAGCCUGACGGGCAGUCUGAACGUGGGCGACGGCAGCCCGGCCAGCCCAACCAACGACGGCGGCACGCCGACCCAGGCAGAGCACUCAACGGCCCAGCAAUUCCCCCGCUCGCCCGCAAUCACCACAGCCAGCGGCUCGUCGACGGCCACGAGCAACACAGCGUCCACGGUGUCAGCUACAACCAACGGCUACCAGCAGCCGAUCGUCUCGACCUUUUCCACCUCGAGCAAGGACCUCGACCCUUACCCGCAGCAUCUGUUGGGCACGCAGGCUGGCCAACCGCCCCCACAGGUGGUGCACUACCACGGCCAGCGGGGUGGCAGCCAGGCCAACACUCCCACACUAGCCGUCCACCAGGGGUUCGGGUCCAGGCGGGCGAGCCAGGAUACACCCUCCACCGCCACCACUGCCGGAAGUGGGCUGAAGAAAGGCGAAACGGCGGCGGCGGCGGCUGGCGGGCUGGAGACGUUGCCCGAUGCGAAGCUGGAAACUGCUGGUUCAAGUGCAUCGAGGAAGAGGGAGUCGAGGUGA
Molecule: messenger RNA, 1647 nt
Organism: Parathielavia appendiculata
Lineage: Eukaryota; Fungi; Ascomycota; Sordariomycetes; Sordariales; Chaetomiaceae
Exons: 1
Coding region: 1-1647 (548 amino acids)
Molecular function (GO): protein binding
Source: RefSeq, a predicted model, not a curated record